UCAACUAUUGAUCUUCCAUGAAUCCGUUUCUUUGGUCGUCUCUGUUCAAUUAAUUUCCUGUUUGGGUGGUUUUUCUCUAGUCUUUUGUAGCGCUCAUUCAUCUCCACUACUGCUGCCUCUCUCCGCAAGUCCAAGGGUUCCAGGUUCGUGUGGAUUUCACAAGCUGCAGUUGGAGUGGAUCUCAAAGCUCCGGAGAUAAAUCGUACAGCUUGAUUUUGAAUUUUGUCAAGAGACCUCUGAGUUGGUUUGCUGCAGAUUGUCUGUAAGGUUAGGUUAUAUUCCAUGGCUGAGCGUACAUAGCCAACAUAUAGCUGUCUGAGUGCAUCCUUGUCCGCUCCCCAUGAAGUGCUAGCCAGUCGUCUGAGAAGGUUAAGUCUCUUGUUGGCCUUCGUCUUCAGGUUCCAGAUAUGGUUUUUGCAUGAGAACUGUCUGUCCAGCUCGAUCCCAAGGUAGGUCGGGUUUUCAACGUUUUCUAGUUUGUUUCCUGCAAGUGAGAUGGUGAGAUUAUCUCUACCUACGAGAUGCUAUUUCUUCACGAAGUAAAGUAAUACGAUUUAGUGACAAUUGUUGUGUUACGUUUUGUUUUGUUUUGUUAUAUUCUUUUUUCUCUUUUGUAGCUGGGACAUCUUCCUGUCUUCGAGAUGUGAUUUUUUCAUGAAGUUUAGUAAUACGGUUUUGUGACAAUUGUUUUGGGUUUGCUUUUUGGGGGGUUAAGCUUUAUUCUUUUUUUGUAUUUUGUAGGACAUCUUCGGCUGCAACCACCAUUGCCGCCAACUCCUUGGUCUGGAACAAAAGACGCCAUGGAAUUUGGAAACGAAUGCUGGCAACGAAUAAGAAAUACAAGUGUAUUAUCAAGAAGUGAAGACUGUUUGUACCUCAACGUGUUUACCACAGUUCCUAAAGCAUCCAGCUCACCACAGCCUGUUAUGGUGUGGAUACACGGAGGGGGCUACACGGCAGGAGCAGCUUCCCAAUAUGACGUGAUUUCUCUCUCGACUAAAGGAGUUGUAGUAGUUUCAAUAAACUACAGACUCAAUGUUUUCGGAUUCUUGUCAACGGAAGAUGACGUUAUGCCUGGAAAUUACGGGAUGCUCGAUCAGAUUGCUGCUCUAAAAUGGGUUCGGAAAAAUAUUGCUGGUUUUGGAGGUGACCCAAAUUUGAUAACUAUUUUCGGAGAACGAGCAGGUAGUGGAAGUGUGUCUUUACUCACUCUCUCACCUCUAGCUAAAGGGUUGUUCCAAAGAGCGAUCAUGGAGAGUGGUGUUUCCAUAAGCCCCUGGGGUAUUCAACAUGCGGGAAAUCGGGUCUCGGCAAGGACUAUGUCCAGACUGAUUGGAGCAGCUGUCGAGUGCAGCGAUUUGGACGACUCAUCUAAACUUUUAUCCUGCCUGCAAGGAGUGGACGCAAACAGGUUGUUCAGAGUGUAUGACCGCGUGAACAGAGCAGUGGAUGCUGGGAUGACAAUGUGUCCCAGAGUUGAAACAACUUUUGGCUUUUUGCCGGACCUGCCCAUCACAUUACUCUCCCGAGGUCAGUUCAACGAUGUCAACACAAUUCGAGGCUUCAAUUCGGAUGAAAGGAGUAGUGUUGCUGUUCCAUUCUCAGCAGCACCUGCUCGCUCUGCAGAACAAAUUGUUGACAAAACCAUUCACGCAUGGCUAAAACAGUUUUCUGAACUAGAUCAAGCUACACUAUUCGAAUUGGUGAAAUCCGAAUACAUCACAGACACAUCAAGCGAAAAGAACAUGCUAAAUGGGGCACUGAAUGCUCAAAAUGACAUUGUCUUUGUUGCGUCGACUUUAACUGAAAUCAACAAAGUUACACAAACAGCAUCAAACGGCCCAAAGCAUUACCUAUAUGAAUACAGUCAUGAGUCAAGUUUUAGCCCAAAUCCUCAAUGGAAUUCUGCCACCCAUGGAGGGGAGGUUGCCUUUGUACUGGACGUACAGAGAGGCCAGCCUUAUUCUGCAGGUAUCAUCCCUACUUCCGAAGACAUCUUGGUUUCCCAGCAAAUGAUCGAAAUGUGGACCAAUUUUGCCAAAACCGGUAACCCAACAUCCAGUGUCCCCAUAGGUGGCGCUAUGUGGAGUCCGUACAGUCCAGAAACGCCAAACUAUCUGUUUAUCACGUCACAGACAAAGCAGAAAAUGUGGCAAAGACCAAGAGUAGUUGAUUUUUAUUGGGCAGUUCUUCAGAAAUUGGACGGAUCUGCACCAAGUGCACCUGCUGAUUCAAUCAUUCGUUAAAUCCAUUUUUAGACCAGUUUUAUAGCUUGUUGCCUUAUCAAGAAUAAUUUUGUAUUUUCUGCUCUAUGCCAAUUAAGAAUGAUACAACUAAAUAAAUUAACAGAUCACAUCGCAUAAUGCCUAACACAAUUCGUCCACGGCUUGCAACACACAGAUAUUCCCCGCUUGAACGGUACACAUUCGUCUCUCUCUAACUCUAAAGUACAGAAGUUAAAUUCUGUCACAGUCUUCCCUUGCUAAAAACCGGAGUGGCGGAGAUGGGACGGGUGGGGAGCACCCUUAGAAAAUUUGACUCCGUUUUUAGUGUUCAUUUGAAUGGAAGUCAGUCGUUUCGAAUAGUGUGAACGAUUGCAAAGUUAGCGAUUUAAAAAAUAUUUUUAGUUGUAGUUGUAGUAGAAUUUUUACGGCGCUCGCAACUGCAUAAGGU
This is a messenger RNA of Aplysia californica (California sea hare), 2673 nucleotides long. Its product is annotated as neuroligin 4-like. NCBI's taxonomy places the organism in Eukaryota, Metazoa, Mollusca, Gastropoda, Aplysiida, Aplysiidae. The coding region runs from base 801 to 2246 and encodes 481 amino acids. The transcript has a single exon. The record is from RefSeq and is a predicted model, not a curated record.